Molecule: messenger RNA, 2468 nt
Organism: Dermochelys coriacea (leatherback sea turtle)
Lineage: Eukaryota; Metazoa; Chordata; Testudines; Dermochelyidae
Gene: SPART
Product: spartin
Exons: 9
Coding region: 426-2216 (596 amino acids)
Biological process (GO): negative regulation of BMP signaling pathway; cell division
Cellular component (GO): plasma membrane
Source: RefSeq, a predicted model, not a curated record
GCGGUUGUGAUGCAGUGAUGAUGUCACAGAGCGGUGCGACGUCGUGCGCCAGACGACAACAUGGGCACGCCGCAGCCCGCGCUCGCCUGCCCCACCCCGGCGGCGACCACCCUCGCGACCGCCCGGGCCCGCGCAGCCUCGCUCCGGGCUGGGGGGAGGGGGGCGCAGCGCCUGCAGAGGGCGCGCCCGAAAGCCUCCGCGCGAGGGACGGGAAGCGCUGACAGGCGGUGACGUGUUUCCCAGGGCAGCUGGGGUCGCGGAGGCACUGGCGCAGAGGGAGCAGCUUGCCGGCGGGCGGCUCCAGUCCCGAGAGGCUACACUCUGAAGAAUGCUAGAUGACUGAUGAAUAGUCUGCAAAACUGAAAAUAAAAGUAAUUAACCCAAAAGUACAACAGAAACUGAAAGACUGUCUUUUGGAAAAAGUAAUGGAACAAGAACAGGAUCCUGCUAUUCUAGAAGAUGAAAACAUUAAAGCUAUUAAAGAAGAAUUCAAGAAAGCCUUUAUGUUUGUCAAUAAAGGCCUGAAUACAGAUGAAUUGGGUCAAAAGGAAGAAGCAAGGAACUACUACAAGCAAGGACUUGACCACUUGCUUAGAGGAGUUAACAUUCCAUCACAAGGUCCUGAAUACACAGGAUCCCAGUGGGACUCUGCCAGACAAAUGCAGCAAAAGAUGCAAGAGACUUUACAAAAUGUUAGAACUCGACUGAAUAUUCUAGAACAAAAUACCCUGGCUUUGCAAACUAAUGCCACCACAAUGAAUGUGCCUCUAGAGGUGCCCAAGUUAUACCCAGUGAUUCCCACUAAUGAAAAGCCAGCAAGGCCCCCUGCACCUAAUUCUCUGAUUCCACCAUCUGGGUCUCCUGCAGCAAAUGAAAAUGUUGCAAUGACAAGCAAAGGGCAACUUCCAGCUAUGAGUCCUUCAUCUCCAAAAGCACUCUCUCUACCACAUGAAGCUCCUCCUGUGUAUACUCCUCAUGCUACUGAUGGACACUAUAGUGUAUCUUAUGGUACAGACUCUGGGGAGUUUUCAUCAGUUGGCGAAGACUACUACACAAAAUGUACUCAGCCGCCUCCCCUUGAAAGUCUAGGAGUAGAUGCAGAUGAAUUGAUCCUGAUUCUCCAAGGAGUACAGAUAUUCUUUGUGACUCCUGAUGGGCAGGUUAGUGCUCCUUCAUAUCCUGGAUACCUGCGCAUUGUGAAGUUCUUGGACACUGAUGGUGCAAUGGCCCAGAAUCGUCCCCCAGCAUUUCUUCAGGUUUGUGACUGGCUAUAUCCUCUAAUGUGCAACCAAUCUCCUGUUCUGUGCUGUAAUACUGGAGUCUACAUGUUCCCUGAUUUGAUGUCGCAGGUGCCAGGAUCCCAUGUGGGAGUAGUGCUAUCUUCAGAACUCCCAGCAGCUGACAGAGAGCUUUUUGAAGAUCUGUUAAAACAGAUGUCUAACCUCAGAGUCCAGCCUUUGGAAGCUUCAGGUGAUGUGAUUAACCUGGCCCAGACUGUAUGCAUCCAACCAGAGCCUGACGGAGGAGAGAGAAAAAGAGAGUUACCUGAGUGGAGUGAGAAAGUAGCUCAUGGAAUCUUGUCAGGAGCAUCCUGGUUGAGUUGGGGUUUGGUCAAGGGAGCAGAAUAUACUGGCAAAGCAAUCCACAAAGGAGCUUCCAAAUUGCGAGAACACAUUCAACCAGAAGAAAAACCUUUGGAAGUCAGUCCAACUGUAGCAAAGGGGCUUCAUGUAGCAAAACAAGCUACUGGAGGAGCUGUAAAAGUCAGCCGUUUUUUGGUUGAAGGGGUGUGUUCAAUAGCAAGCAGUAUUGGAAAAGAGUUAGCCCCACAUGUGAAGAAGCAUGGGAGCAAAUUGGUUCCUGAGUCGCUUAAGAAAGACAAAGAUGGAAAGUCCACUUUUGAUGGUGCCAUGGUUGUAGCAGCAAGUGGAGUUCAAGGGUUUUCAACAGUAUGGCAAGGUUUGGAAAGUGCAGCAAAAUGCAUUGCUAAUAGUGUUUCAACGGAGACUGUUCACACUGUCCAGCACAAGUAUGGGGAUGAUGCAGGCCAUGCUACAGACAACGCUAUGAAUUCUGCAAUCAAUGUUGGUGUGACAGCAUUUAACAUUGACAAUAUUGGUAUCAAAGCUAUAGUGAAGAAAACUGCAAAAGAGACUGGUUAUGCUGUGCUGGAUGAAUAUAAAGUACUAGAAAAGGAGAAAAAGAAUGGAAGAUAAAACAGUUAAUUUCUCAAAGCCUUACAGUAUGGAUAUAAUUUACUAUUUUAAAGUAAUGGGAUAAUGCUAAUCUAUAAUGUAAGUAUUUUUCUAAUUGUCUUUACUAAAAACUAAUUCUUUACAUGAGAACUGAAGGCAUAAAACUAGUCAUUUUCUCUGAGAUGAAAGUAUCCUUCAUUCAGCAUUUCUGCAAUCAUGUAUCAGUCUGAUCACUGGAAGGAUAUGGAUUUAAAUUACAUAUAGUACAUUCAG